UGCUUUUUUAGCCUACAUUUCUUGGCGGAGUAAAGCUGCAUUCCGCCCCACCCCUUACAAACAUCAUCAUCACCACUGUACCUAAAUCAGGAAGCACAGAGGCACGUUUUUUUUUUCCUUUUUGUUUUGUUUUGUUUUUUUUUUAACGGAGACGCUUUCAUGAUUACAGCAACGGCGAACCAAUAAGGGAGAAAAGGCGUUAUUGUUGAUGUUGCUGACCACCACCGUCGACCACCACUGAGAGAAGACUGACAGUUGGUUACAUCCUGUACAAGGCUCAGCUGUGGAUGCAAUUGACACAGACUAACCGGAGAAGGUCUCUGUCAGCAGCAUGGGCCAGCAUCUAGGAAAGAGAGAGUCACCCACAGACAGCAAGGCUUCGUCACCUGGACCCAAAGCAGCACAGACAGCAGCAACAGAACCUGAAUCACAAGAUGAAGUCUUUGGCCUGGGUGAGGCAGAUGCGAACCAGAACAAUGGCUGCAUCUCGGAGAAGCCGGUGGUGACUGACUCCACGGGCGCUGAGGGCCCCCGCCAGCCCUGGACCCCUGCCAGCACAGCUGACCCUGACGCUGCCACACCACGCCCCCACCUGGUCCGCCUCUUCUCCCGAGAUGCCCCGGGCAGAGAGGACAACACCUUCAAAGACCGACCCUCCGAAUCGGACGAGCUGCAGACCAUCCAGGAACACAGUGGAGCGGCUUCAGAUUGCGGGUCGGAGAGCCCCGAACAGGACCUAGAUUAGGCUAGCUUUUUUUUUUCCCUCCCUCCCUUUCUUUUCUCUUUUCCCUCCUCCUGUCUUUCAGUCUCUCAUUUAAGAGAGCAACAAGAACCCCACUUUAGACAAAUAAACCACCAACCACGAGCAUAACCAUGGCAUCUGCAAGCAGCUCUGCACAGGCCGCCUUCGGGCUGGGCCGGAGGAAGAAGAACCCCGGCCUCCUGGAUCAGAUUGGAAAGUUCUUUGGAGGGGACAAGAAGAGGAAGAGCAAGGUGAGAAAGCAAGAGUGGAGGUGAAAACUCAACCCCUCUCAUGUAUCUCAGUUCAUUUUGCUGAUUCACUCCCAGAACCACUUUUUACUUCUGUUUCUUUAACAGAUCUUGUAUGAAUUUGUGUUGGUUUUACUGUUGUUUAUAUGGUGAACCCAAGUCUGACAUAAUCCUGUGAUUCACAUUUAACUGGCUAAUACAAAUCGUCACUGGAUAAUGACUUUGGGUGUGGUUUAUUUUGUUUUAUUUUUUGUUGCAAAGAGGCUGUGAUUUUGAAUCAUUUAAAUAUGGAUUUCUAUAUCAUGUUUUUCUUUUAUUUGAAUGGUACUGACAGUAGUAGCAUUUCCUUUCUUCAGUUAAAUUUAAUAUAUCUGUUGUAGAUGUGACUUGGUGGAAUUUCUGCUGCCAUUUUGCAGUCUGUUUAUUAGAACGUUUGUCAAACUGGAAUUUAGACAGCCGUGUUUCAGUUCAGGUACUUCUGUAAAUGAUGAUGAUGAUGAUGAUGAUGAUGUUGAUGUGAGAGCUCAUUUAGAUGUAAUGCUGCCACAGAAUUUUGCAUUUUGUAGAGGUACUCUGCAGAGAGUUCAUACGGCUUCUUUGUAGUCUCUUUGAUUUCUGUGUCUCUGGAGUCAUUUUUAAACAUCUGUCAUAAGUCAGCCACAGGGAGGUACUUCACUACUGUUUGCACGGUACAGCUGUCUGCUGAGUCACUUUUAAUGAUCACAUUAUGCUAUAAAUGAUCAAAGAGCUGUAAGAUGUAUAUUGACAUUUAAAGGCAUAUAUUCAAGUUGGAGCAUAUUAUCACCCUCUGUUUAGGAAUAUACUGUAUAUAUACACACAAGAGUGCAAGAGUAAGAACAGGCUUAUCUUAUCCUGCAGACAAGUCAUUAUGAGGCAUUAGAGUCUACUUUGCUUUUAAUUGCUUUGUACUUGAGUGUUGUUUAGAUACCACCAUUUUCAUCAUUGCCUAUAAAAACCUUAUUGAUCAGGCACACUUUAAAAAGUUUUUAUUUUGGAUUAGUGUCCAUGUUUGCUGUGGAAGAGAAAGUUGUACAUUUCUACUGACAUCACCUUGUCCAUUACGUUCACUUCCAUAUUUCAUAGGCUGCUUGGCACUUCUGUCAUGGCUAUUAAGAACCAGAUUGCAGGGUUGUUUCCACCCCUCCUUAGUCCAUGUGGCACGCACUCACUGAUGCCCUCUGCAGGCAGUGAAAGUAUUGAGUCCACAGCAGCAUUGGACAUGCAUUAAAAUCUUAUCCUGUUAUCCUGACAACACUGCUGCAACAUGCUGAAGCUAAAUCCCAAAGUUUCUUGUAAGUGCUAUCACAAAGAGGAUAUGGAACUGUUGCUUAGUAUGUUCCAUCAUGUGCGCUCAUUUUGACUGUGGACAUUACCGAUGUUGGUUUAGUUUUGUCCAGCUAACCAUGCAGAACUCAAAUCUGAGUGCUUUGACAAGCUAAUUGCAAAGAAAUGACUCUACAGCCUGAAAAUAUGCAUUUCCCCCGCGCCUUAUGUCAACUAUGAAAAGGUGUUGAGUGUAAGAUUCAGGAUCAAAAAGAUUUUAUAUACACUGUAUGCUACAAGUCUUUCCUCUUCUGCUGAUCAGAUAUGGUUUUGCUUUUGUAAAAUGUUGAAAUGUUCAGGGAAAAUGUCAAGAGAACAAAUUGUGAAGCUUUUGUUCAGCAUUAGGCCAGUGACCAAUUUCCUGCAUUUUGAUUGAAUUGUCUUCUUCUUUAUGCCAUGAUAUUGUACACCAUUCUCCAUAUUGAUGACAGGUUUACUAUAACAAAGUUACAGAAAUAUAUAUUUAUGUAUUCACCAAGGGUUUGCCUUCAAAUGAUGAGAGUUCACAUCUCAAGUGAAUGACAGAAACAGGUUUUCCCCACCUCCGUUGCCUCUAACUAAAAACGCAAAACUGCACUAAAUUUCUGCUACAAACACUUUACAGCAAAAAUUCAUCAUGAAGACAGAUUUUUUUUAGCUUAUUUUCUGGUCUACUCUGUCUGUCUGUGUGCACAGAUUCUCUGCAGAUGUCCUUAACUCAUACUUUGACCUCUAGGCUGCAGUAUUAGUGGGGAAAUCAUUGUGUUACAGUUUUCUGUUGGAUCUUUGGAGUAUGCAUGCUUGAUUCGAUUAAUGCCGGGUUGUUUUAAUGUUUGGUAGGUGUGGAGAUUUUUAUGUCUUCUGUCUAGUUUAUUUGCAUAAUUGUCAUUCCAAGCCCAAUUCUGGGCUUUUAGAAAAUAUUAAGACAGUACACAAAAGAUGAUACUCAAAAGAAAAUUAGCUAUUCAAGCAGAAAUUAAAAGUUAUAAGGAAUAGGUCUUAAUAUGCAUGUGAAUUUGUUAAAUGGCAGACAGAAGCAGUCAUAUAAUGCAACACAGGAGUGAUUACUGUGAAUGAAUUAGGCUUUAGUGCAACAGCUCACAGACAAAACCAAAACUUGUGUGAUACUGUAGUCUAACCCCAGUGUCUUUGAUGAAGAGGGGGUGCCUGCAGCCCCCUCACAUCAGUUCGCUCACCUCAGGUUCACAUGUCUUUGACCCAGUCGGAGAGUUUGUUUAAACCAGCAGUGGAUCAGUGCUGAUCCCUGAUUUCUAACGCCUUCAAAUUUGCAGUGGAUAUUUCUAAGUGUUUGUAUCUGUUGAGAAGUGCUGUGACCAUUGACCUGUUCCUAACCUGAUCCUGUUCUAAGCUUUUUGGAUUAUUGCUUGAUUAAAGCUCUUUAACAACA
Molecule: messenger RNA, 3721 nt
Organism: Scatophagus argus
Lineage: Eukaryota; Metazoa; Chordata; Actinopteri; Scatophagidae
Gene: mbpb
Product: myelin basic protein b
Exons: 4
Coding region: 332-745 (137 amino acids)
Molecular function (GO): structural constituent of myelin sheath
Source: RefSeq, a predicted model, not a curated record